Molecule: messenger RNA, 501 nt
Organism: Epithele typhae
Lineage: Eukaryota; Fungi; Basidiomycota; Agaricomycetes; Polyporales; Epitheliaceae
Exons: 1
Coding region: 1-501 (166 amino acids)
Source: RefSeq, a predicted model, not a curated record
AUGCCAACCAGCAUCGCGCCGUCCGCGAUGUUCAACAAGCCGACGCUCUCCGGCACACCCUCGACCGAGCUCGACUCGAUCGUCGUCCGGCACGUGCGCGAGGUGAUGGCGCGCGAGCCGGGCUGGGACGCGUUCGUCGCCGCGCGCGCGCGCGAGGUCACGAUGCGCUCGCAGCUCGCGCAGUUCGCGUACAUCCGCCGCGCGCUCGACCGCUUCGUCGGCACCCCGACCCCGCCGGACCUGCAGGGCGCGGGGGGCGUCGCGGUGUCGCGCCAGCAGGUGCUCACCGCGCUCGGCCAGAAGCCGGCGCAGGCCGAGGUCGCGCACGAGAUCUGGGAGCUCGCGCGGCUGUACGGGGAGCGCGGCGUGCGCGGGGAGGACGCGCGGGUGGUGCGGAUGCUGGACGAGGUCGCGCCGGUCACGCCGCAGAUGCACGCUCAGCAGUUCCUGAAGCUGCUGAGGGACGUCCACCGGCAGUGGGAAGAGGCGCACCCGGCGUAG